Molecule: messenger RNA, 1421 nt
Organism: Achroia grisella
Lineage: Eukaryota; Metazoa; Arthropoda; Insecta; Lepidoptera; Pyralidae
Product: UDP-glucose 4-epimerase-like
Exons: 8
Coding region: 216-1307 (363 amino acids)
Biological process (GO): beta-D-galactose catabolic process via UDP-galactose, Leloir pathway
Cellular component (GO): cytosol
Molecular function (GO): UDP-glucose 4-epimerase activity
Source: RefSeq, a predicted model, not a curated record
GCGCACCGCCACAGAUGCGCUGCAACUUAUAAACAGUGCCGACGCGUCGGCUAGUGUCAAGUUUAUUUAUCGAUUGAGUUAAUAUUGUUUAUAUAUAUUACGAUCAGUACGUGUUGUGUAUUAUUUAUUAAGCAACGAUCGGUGAGUAUGACUUUCGUCUAACGGUGCGGUGUGCUGUCAAGAAAGUGAGCGGUUUUCUAUAAAAACAAUAAUAAAUGAAAAAUAUGCCGAGGUUCAAGACAAUAUUAGUGACUGGUGGUGCUGGCUAUAUCGGGAGUCAUUGCGUGGUGGACUUGCUAAAAGCUGGCCAUGAAGUGGUGGCCAUUGAUAACUUCGCAAAUGCUGUGGGUGAUGAGCAGGGAUCUCCAGCUUUACAACGUGCUGAACAGAUCACUGGCAAGAAAAUAACUUUUUACAAAGCAGACUUACUGAAUAAAUCAGAGAUUAGGGAUAUUUUCGACAAGCAUAAAAUAGACUGUGUAAUCCAUUUUGCCGCGUUAAAGGCCGUUGGUGAAUCAAUGCAGCAGCCAUUGCUAUACUAUCAAAAUAAUCUUCUUGGAAUGCUUAACUUAUUGGAGAUAAUGCGUUCUCAUAACUGCUAUCAAUUAGUGUUCUCGUCAUCGUGCACGGUUUAUGGUGAACCAGAAAGCCUGCCUAUCACUGAAACGCAUGCAACUGGUAAUAUUACCAAUGUAUACGGCAGAACUAAAUAUUUUAUUGAGGAAAUGCUGAAGGACCUUAGCGCAGCAGAAAAGAAAUGGAACAUAAUAUCACUACGCUACUUCAACCCUGUGGGUGCUCACCCGUCUGGAUUAAUUGGCGAGGACCCCACCAAGGAGUUCACGAACCUAAUGCCCUUUAUGGCACAGGUAGCGCUUGGGAAGAAGCCUGUACUCACUGUCUUUGGCAAUGAUUACAAUACCCCAGACGGUACCGGUAUAAGAGACUACAUCCACGUAAUGGAUUUAGCGAGUGGUCAUGUGGCAGCAUUGAAUUUAAUUAGCGAGAACCAUGUUGGACUCAAGGUGUACAACUUAGGUACCGGGAAAGGAGUAUCUGUGAAAGAGCUAGUGGACGUGUUCGAGAGAGUAACGGGGACCAAAAUCCCGCUGAAAUAUGUUGAGAGGCGGCUGGGCGACAUAACUGCAAUGUGGGCAGAUGCGACGCUGGCUAAAGAACAACUUGGCUGGUCCACCAAAUAUACAAUUGAAGAUAUGUGCAGUGACUUCUGGAAAUGGCAGACCAUGAACCCUGACGGUUAUCCCAAGAAUAUAAAAUCCAACGUAAUCUCAAACGGCAAGAGUUAACAAUCCUUUAAUAAUGUGUUAUUUUAAUACUUAAGGAAAUAUUAAAUUAGUAUAUUAUUUAUACGAAUUUCUUUUAGUAUAUUUUUAGGAAAUAAAAAUAUUUUUAUCCAUUUA